Molecule: messenger RNA, 2128 nt
Organism: Pteronotus mesoamericanus
Lineage: Eukaryota; Metazoa; Chordata; Mammalia; Chiroptera; Mormoopidae
Gene: WDFY2
Product: WD repeat and FYVE domain containing 2
Exons: 12
Coding region: 219-1421 (400 amino acids)
Biological process (GO): positive regulation of fat cell differentiation; positive regulation of protein phosphorylation
Cellular component (GO): early endosome
Molecular function (GO): protein binding; metal ion binding
Source: RefSeq, a predicted model, not a curated record
UCUGGGUUGCAGCGCCGGUCGUGGCGGUUUCGGUACCCGAAGCCGGGAGCGCGGAGCCGGUCCCUGGGGCGGCGGCCAGGCUAUGAUCGCGGGUCCCCGGCGUCCCUCUCGGGCCAACCAGAGUCCUUGUCUCAGCGUGUGCCUGUGGCCGAGCAGUCUCCUUCACCCGGUCCCACUGCACGGUUGGCAGCGGCGCUCCCGGCGCGCCCCCUCCUCCGAUGGCGGCGGAGAUCCAGCCCAAGCCGCUGAUCCGCAAGCCGAUCCUGCUGCAGCGGGUCGAGGGGUCCCAGGAGGUGGUGAAUAUGGCCGUGAUCGUUCCCAAGGAGGAGGGAGUCAUCAGCGUUUCGGAGGACAGGACGGUUCGCGUAUGGCUAAAGAGGGACAGCGGACAGUAUUGGCCAAGCAUAUACCAUGUGAUGCCUUCUCCAUGUUCAUGCAUGUCUUUUAACCCGGAAACAAGAAGACUGUCCAUAGGUCUAGACAAUGGUACAAUCUCAGAAUUUAUUUUAUCAGAAGAUUAUAACAAGAUGACGCCUGUGAAAAACUACCAAGCGCAUCAGAGCAGAGUGACGAUGGUCCUGUUUGUCCUGGAGCUGGAGUGGGUGCUGAGCACGGGGCAGGACAAGCAGUUUGCCUGGCACUGCUCUGAGAGCGGCCGCCGCCUGGGAGGCCACCGCACCAGGGCUGGGGCCUCGGGCCUGCAAUUUGAUGUUGAAAGCCGGCACGUGUUUAUUGGUGACCAUUCAGGCCAAGUAACCAUCCUCAAACUGGAGCAAGAGAGCUGCACCCUGGUCACAACAUUCAGAGGACACACAGGUGGGGUGACUGCUCUCUGCUGGGACCCCGUCCAGCGAGUUUUGUUCUCAGGCAGCUCCGAUCACUCUGUAAUCAUGUGGGACAUCGGUGGGAGAAAAGGAACCGCCAUCGAGCUCCAAGGACACAAUGACAAGAUCCAGGCCCUCUCCUACGCGCAGCACACACGGCAGCUCAUCUCCUGUGGCAGUGACGGUGGCAUUGUCGUUUGGAACAUGGACGUGGAGAGGCAGGAGACCCCUGAGUGGUUGGACAGCGAUUCCUGCCAAAAGUGCGACCAGCCUUUCUUCUGGAACUUCAAACAAAUGUGGGACAGCAGGAAAAUUGGCCUAAGACAGCACCACUGCCGCAAGUGCGGGAAGGCCGUCUGCGGCAAGUGCAGCUCCAAGCGCUCCUCCAUCCCUCUGAUGGGCUUCGAGUUUGAAGUGAGGGUCUGCGACAGCUGCCACGAGGCCAUCACCGAUGAAGAGCGCGCGCCCACAGCUACCUUCCACGACAGCAAACACAGCAUUGUGCAUGUGCAUUUUGAUGCAACCAGAGGAUGGUUACUGACUUCAGGAACUGACAAGGUUAUUAAGCUGUGGGAUAUGACCCCCGUAGUGUCUUGAUGACACCCCCAGGCACCCAAGAGGCCGUGUUUACUCAAGAGGCGACUGUUCUAAGCCCGGCCGGGACUGGGACUGGGAAGCAGACGAGUGAGGAGACAGAAGCCCCGGAAGCGAGCUGAGUUUGCGUAUUGCUAGCGCACACAGUGGUGAAUGAACACGUGGAGGGGACUCUUUCGAUUUACACAAUUUAAAAGAAGAUAUUUUUUUAACAAAUGGUUUAUACAGCCUGGCUGUGCUGCAUUGUUUUGAGUAUACUGAAAACUCUUUAUGGGAGCGUUUCAUUUUUAUAUUUUUCAAAACUUCAUUUUGGUUGUUGCUUUGUGUUUCCGAGAAAUGAGGGAAGUAUGUGUUCAGGGCGUUUUUGGUCAUCACAAAACAGCAUCCACGUUUUUCCCCAGGCACGGACCCUGUGGUCUGCAGCUCUGUCCCCUGUGUGUCUGUCCGCCCUCCCCUUCGUCUGCUUUCCACCCAAGUGCAUGUAUUUACAGUUUAUUUGCAGCAUUGCUGCUUCCGUAGAAAUCCUCUUCAACUGAGAGACUGGAAAAACCACUCGUGUGGGCUUACAACUGACUCCAUAAAUCACCUGCAGAAUGGUCUGUGAUGUCUGACUUACUCGUGUUCUUCUGGAGUAGAAAUGACCUGGUGUUUCUGCCUCAGUUUCUUCUGUCUUCCCCACACACACACACAUUAAAAAAUGCUAUGAGAAA